Lobosporangium transversale is the source of this 717-nucleotide messenger RNA. RefSeq lists its product as hypothetical. Lineage: Eukaryota; Fungi; Mortierellomycota; Mortierellomycetes; Mortierellales; Mortierellaceae. The record is from RefSeq and is a predicted model, not a curated record. Bases 76 to 543 code for a protein of 155 amino acids. The transcript has a single exon.
AUACCAAGACCACUCUAAAAAAAAAAAACAAGCUUUCCCAAAGUCAACCAAGAACGCCCCUUCAAUCAAAAUAGUAUGAACCAGACUGUUAACAACACUAUGACGCCUUCCAUUCAGCUCUCACAUGACGAGGACACUCGUGGCCGCCGUACAUCAUCGGUUAUUCCUCUGACCAAGUCCUUAACAUCCGAUUCAGCCAAGAGUCGUCGCUCCUCACUACGUGCAUUUGCAGAGCGUCUUCGCUCCCGUUCAGCUUCUCAAGCUCGUUCCCCCACAUCCUCACGUAGCAGCUUCGACGAUAAUGAUCAGCGCGAUGAAUUCAAGUAUUCUCGACGCAGAUCAUCCGAGAUUAAGGGCGACUAUGCAGAUGUCGUCCGUGCCCAGGCCUUGUUUGUAGACAAACUAAGAGAGGAGCAGCUUAAGAAGGGAAUUACUCAUAAUGCUGAUGGCCUACCCAUCCCUCCCCCUAUCGAGCAACGUGAACGUCGCCGAUCAAGCUUUACGCAGGCUCUGGGUUUGGACAAACCAUUGCUUGCUCGUUAAAAAAACGCCUAUCCUGUCUUUUACUUCAAUACGCUUCUUCUCUACUCUCUUAACCUUCUACUCAGCUCUUCUUUUGUCUAUAACCAAUUUAUAGUAGAUACACAUUGUACAAUAGUUUUCUAAAAUAUAUUUGAAUAAUAUAAUAAGUAAUUAAAGAAACAUUAUGUAAUCCAA